Molecule: messenger RNA, 764 nt
Organism: Amphimedon queenslandica
Lineage: Eukaryota; Metazoa; Porifera; Demospongiae; Haplosclerida; Niphatidae
Product: tyrosine-protein kinase receptor Tie-1-like
Exons: 3
Coding region: 113-490 (125 amino acids)
Biological process (GO): protein phosphorylation; multicellular organism development; cell surface receptor protein tyrosine kinase signaling pathway
Cellular component (GO): signaling receptor complex; plasma membrane
Molecular function (GO): ATP binding; transmembrane receptor protein tyrosine kinase activity
Source: RefSeq, a predicted model, not a curated record
UUGAAUGAAGCAUGUUGGAGAGGAUUAAAAGAUGAAGUACAACGAUUGAUUAACAAGACUGGCCUUCAGGAAAGAGGUAAAAAUGGAUGGAGUCCACCAUUAGCUGCUUCAUAUGGUGGCCACAUUGAUGUCCUCUGUCUCCUCAUUGAUGUUUAUCAUUGUGAUCCUUCACAAGAAUUCUCCAACUAAAAAGAGUCCAGACUCACUAGUGAAGUACAUGGUUGAUGUAGCAAUGGGAAUGCACUACAUAGCAGAGAGAGGACUAGUCCACAGAGAUCUAGCAGCUCGUAAUGUACUAGUAGGACUUGGUGAAAUAUGUAAAGUAGCUGAUUUUGGACUUUUAAGAGAACGACCUGAAGAUGAAUCAGUCUACGUGAGCUCUUCUAACAUACCUUGUCCUAUAAGAUGGAUGCCUCCUGAAGCUAUUUCAAAGAGAUCGUUCUCACCCAGCAAAAAAAUCUUACGUAAGAUCUUACUUAAGAUCUUAUGAAACCUUACAAAUGAUCUUGCAUGUUUAAUCAUGCCUGUUCUUGCAAGAUCAUUAGACAAGAAGUUCCAAAAUCUUGCCAAGAUCUUAUGAUAAAUCUUGCCAAGAUCUUAUGAUAAGUCUUACAUGAUCAGGCAUGGUCUGACGAUUAAUCUUACAUUAUCAGUCAAGAUCAGGCACUAAAUCUUACAUGAUCAGUCAAGAUCAGGAACUAAAUCUUACAUGAUCAGGCAAGAUCAGGAAUGAAAUCUUACAUGAUCAGUCAAGAUCAGGAACU